ACAAUCGACGGCGAAUAAAUAAACGAUGCUCCUCCGCAUCGGCCUCGCCGUCGGCUCCUCGCUCCCCCUCCCUCUCCCCCCGAUCCCGCCGCUCCUGCCCCACUCCUGCCGCCUCCUCUCCCGCCGCCGCGCCCUCCUCCUCCUACCCCACGCGAGCUCCGCCCUCAGCUCCUCCGCCGCGAUGGCCGCGCCAACGCCGGCGGCGCCGGUGGCCAGGAAGGUGCCGCGGAAGCUGGCGGAGCACGGGGACGUGCGCGUCGACGACUACUACUGGCUCCGCGACGACGCGCGCGCCGACCCGGCCGUCCUCGCCCACCUCCGCGCAGAGAACGACUACACCGCCGCCCUCAUGUCCGUGGAAUUCCUCCGCUUAUGCUGCGGGGGCGGUUGUAAUGUUAUGGGGCUACGAUGUAUAGUAUGGUUACACAAGUUAGGAACUGAUCAAUCGGAUGAUACAUGCCUGUAUCAUGAAAAGGAUGACACAUUUUCACUUGGUCUUCAUGCUUCUGAAAGCAAAAAGUAUUUAUUUGUUGGAUCUGGAAGCAAAAAUACAAGUUUUAUAUUUUACCUAGACAUACCCAGUCAGAGCAAGGAGCUCGCAGUUUUGACACCUCGUGUAGAUGGCAUUGAUACAACAGCAAGUCACCGUGGAAACCAUUUCUAUAUUACAAGGAGAAGCGAAGAAUUCUACAACUCCGAAUUGGUUGCUUGCCCGUUGAAUAAUGUAGCUGAGACUACUGUCUUGCUACCGCAUAGAGAAAGUGUGAAAAUUCAGGAUGUCCAACUCUUUGAGAAUCACAUUGCUGUAUAUGAGCGUGAGAAUGGUCUACCAAAAGCAACUGUCUAUCGCCUACCAGCCACUGGAGAGGCAGUUGGGCAACUUCAGGGAGGACGGGCAAUUGAUUUUAUUGAUCCAGCAUAUGCAGUGGAACCUGAGCCAUCACAGUUCCAUUCAAAUGUUGUUCGCUUUUAUUAUAGCUCAAUGAGGACGCCACCCUCUAUCUUUGACUAUGACAUGGAUACGGGGGUGUCGGUAUUGAAGAAAAUCGACACUGUUUUAGGUGGAUUUGAUGUGUCAAACUAUGUAACAGAGAGAAAAUGGGCUGCUGCUUCUGAUGGAACUCAGAUCCCCAUGUCCGUUCUUUACAGAAAAGAUAUGGUGAAGCUUGAUGGCUCAGACCCCAUGCUGCUAUAUGGAUAUGGCUCGUAUGAGAUAUGCAUCGACCCGACUUUCAGGGGAUCAAGAUUCUCUCUGGUGGACAGGGGUUUUGUAUACGUGAUAGCUCAUAUCCGUGGAGGUGGUGAAAUGGGCCGGAAUUGGUAUGAAGAUGGAAAGCUGUUGAAGAAGAAAAACACUUUCACUGAUUUCAUUGCCUGUGCUGAGCACUUGAUAGAAAACAAGUACUGUACGAAAGAAAAGCUUUGCAUCAACGGAAGAAGUGCAGGUGGCCUGUUGAUGGGUGCUGUCCUAAAUAUGAGGCCCGACUUAUUCAAGGCAGCUGUUGCUGGGGUGCCUUUUGUCGAUGUUCUCACAACUAUGCUUGACCCAACUAUCCCGUUGACUACAGCUGAAUGGGAGGAGUGGGGUGAUCCAAGGAAAGAAGAAUACUACUAUUACAUGAAAUCUUAUUCUCCUGUUGAUAACGUAAAAGCACAAGACUAUCCCCACAUUCUCGUUACUGCUGGCUUAAAUGAUCCUCGUGUGAUGUACUCGGAGCCUGCCAAGUUCGUGGCGAAGCUGAGGGAGCUCAAGACAGACGACAACCUCCUGCUGUUCAAGUGCGAGCUCGGCGCCGGGCACUUCUCCAAGUCGGGGAGGUUUGAGAAGUUGCGAGAAGACGCCUUCACCUACGCAUUCAUCCUCAAGGCGCUGGGCAUGAUGACUCCAACAACAGCUUCUUCGCUGUGACGUGCGCACAUAUCUGUCGUCGCCGUCAGUAACUGCAUGGAUUUCAUUUUUUAGACACUUCUUCUGAUUUGCCCAAAAUGGUGGGUAAGAAAGGAAGCCAUAUGAAUUAGUUGUGGCCUGUGAUGUGAGGGAGUGGACUAGCAACUGAACCUUUGACACUGUUGUUUAGCAAGAAUGGGAGGAGCGAUCCUUUGUUUCGGUA
Messenger RNA from Triticum dicoccoides, 2111 nucleotides. Its product is annotated as protease 2-like. The transcript has 10 exons. Gene Ontology annotation, biological process: proteolysis. Gene Ontology annotation, cellular component: cytosol. The record is from RefSeq and is a predicted model, not a curated record. Lineage: Eukaryota; Viridiplantae; Streptophyta; Magnoliopsida; Poales; Poaceae. The coding region runs from base 26 to 1909 and encodes 627 amino acids. Gene Ontology annotation, molecular function: serine-type endopeptidase activity.